Molecule: messenger RNA, 425 nt
Organism: Arabidopsis lyrata subsp. lyrata
Lineage: Eukaryota; Viridiplantae; Streptophyta; Magnoliopsida; Brassicales; Brassicaceae
Exons: 3
Biological process (GO): tRNA methylation
Cellular component (GO): tRNA (m1A) methyltransferase complex; nucleus
Source: RefSeq, a predicted model, not a curated record
ACUGAAACUAACCAAACAUAACUGCAGUCUCUUUUUUUUGUUUUCGAUGGAACUCGAUAAAGAUCAGACAGUCAUGUCGGAGGAUAAAAAGCCUCAAGUUCCAAAUCCCAGAUUUGCUUGCGAAGGUUGCAGCGUUUUGCUCGACGUCAACGAUGGUGACCGUCUCGUCUUCGCUCGUUUAUCUGGUGGCGCUAUAUUAAAGAUUGAGAAUAAGAAUUAUUCUUUAAAGCCAUUGAUCGGAGCUCCGUUUGGAUCUCUGUUCCAAGUCGAAACCGGAGAAGAUGGUUCUUUCCUCUCUCGCAUUUUUCCCAUUAAACAAGAAAAUAGCAGUAAUAAUGUUAUGGACGAUUCUAGAGAUAAUCGGGAAAUCGUCGACACCAAUGAAGCUCAGAACCUUACUGGUGAAGAAAUGAAGCCAUGCGGAG